CUCAGCUGGCCGGCUGAGGGCUCCAGCCUCCGGCUCUGCCGACCCAGCCCUGGGGAGUCCAGAGCGGUGCAGCCCCUGCCCAAUGCUGCCCGGAGCAGAGUCCCUCCCUGGAACCUGCCUGCCUGCGCCAGUCAGAAGCUUUUGCAAUCCUUUCAGUUCUGCAAUUCUGAUCAAUAGAACUGUGUGUGUGGGGAGGCUGCAGCCAGAGGCUGGGAUGGAUAGGACCUGGAAGCAGACCCAGCAAGCAGAAUAUGCCAGUGCUCUUCAAAGUUUGGCUUUGGAAAGAUCACGCUGCAUCCAUUCAACUCUGGGUGGGGAAGACCAGGCUCAGAGGUUAACCAGCACUGAAAAGCAUCACCUCAAUCCAGAGCCCUCUGCACAUGCCAGGGCAGGAACACUGUCCUGACUGUCAAGGCUGAUGGACUCCUCUGGAAGCAAUAGGUUGUUGCUUGGUCAACAGUAAAUGAGAAAAGAGAGGAAAUAACCUAUGAGAGAAGGGACAGUGAUGCACAAUCAACCUGUGGAACUCCUUGCCAGAGGAUGUUGUGAAGGCCAAGACCAUAACAGGAAUAAGAAGAAAAGAAGAAGACAGAAAAUUUUCUGCUUUGGAAGAAUCGGGUCAGUGACACAAUGUCUUCAAAGGGGGGAAUUAGCACUCUUUCACCCCUGAGUGUCACCAUCGUGUCCGCUAACACCUCAUGCGGGGUGGACUCUGAGUUCAGAUACCCCCUUUUCACCAUCUUGUACAGCUUCAUCUUCAUUCUGGGCUUCAUUGCCAAUUGCUAUGUGCUAUGGAUUUUCUGCCGGGUUUAUGCUUGGAGGAAACUAAACGAAAUCAAGAUCUUCAUGGUGAACCUGAUAGUGGCUGACCUGCUGUUCCUAAUCACACUGCCCCUGUGGAUCGUUUACUAUCACCACCAAGGAAACUGGAUUAUGCCUACAUUCCUGUGUAAUGUGGCCGGCUACUUGUUCUUUGUUAACACCUACUGCUCCAUCGCCUUUUUGACAGUCAUCACAUACAACCGAUUCCAGGCAGUGACCAAGCCCAUCACAGCUGCUCAGUUCCCCACCCGGAGAAGGGGUAUCUUCCUCUCUGCAGCUAUCUGGAUGGUGAUAGUGAGCAGUGCUUUGUACUACCUCAUUGGCGAUGGAACUAAUGAGGAGGAGAUUAACCAUGGCACCAUGAAGCGGUGUUUCGAGCGCUAUAACACCGCUGACAACACUGUGCCCAUCCUCGCCAUCCACAUUGUCAUAGUCAUUAUUUUUGUCUUUAUUUUCCUGUUUAUACUGGUGUGCAACUUGUUCAUUAUCAGGACACUGCUGACCAAGUCAGUGCAGCUGCAGAAGAGCACCCGUGUCAAGCAGAGGGCAUUCAGGAUGGUAUGCACUGUCCUCGCUGUAUUCAUCAUAUGCUUUGUACCUCACCAUCUCAUUGACCUCCCCUGGACCCUGACAGUCCUAGAGCUGUGGCAGAAAGAAAACUGUCCAUUGCGCCAGCAGAUCAAUGAUGCCCAUCAGGUGACUCUGUGCCUGCUGAGCACCAACUGCAUGCUGGACCCUGUCAUCUACUGCUUCCUCACCAAGAAGUUCAGGAAGCACCUUUCAGAGAAUCUUAAAAGCAUGAAAGGGAGUCGCAAGUGUUCCAGGCAAACCACUGAAACAGCAAUUGAGGUGCCCAUCAAUGAGCUCCCCACCGAGCCCAUGAGAAAUGAAUAUAGCCCUGUCUCCUACUGAGCAAGGCUGGGCUGCUUGUGUCAUCAGCUUCCUCUCACUGAGCCAGGCCGGAGGGGGACACAUCAGUGGGCCAGAUCUCUGCAUUUCCAUCAGGAAGAGGAAAUAUGAGCAUUCAAUCCCCAUAUCCACAAAUGCAACCAGAGUAAUAGGGACCCAGCAGGGCACUUUCUGACACAUACUGAUGCUUCAUGGGACACUAAUCACAGCUCAGCUUCUUUUCUUUUCUGUGAAGAAAAAUGCCAUUGACUUUGUGUCUUUCCCCCUCCUCCUAUCUCCUUGUGUGAUCUGUCAGCACUUUAACACUGGAAAGCAAGAGAAUUGCCAUGAAGAGAGCUCACCCUUACGAAUGACAGAGAUUCUAUGCGAUCUGAUCCAAGUUACCAGGCUGAGGAGAAGGGGGGGUCUGUGAAAGUCGAUGGGUAUUGGUGAUGUGCUGGAAACCUCAGCCUUAGCUCCCCCAAUCCCUGGGAUCCGUAUGUAUAGAUUUUAAGGCCACCAGGGACCAUUAUCUAAUCUGACCUCCUGCAUGUCACCGGCUA
Messenger RNA from Chelonoidis abingdonii (Abingdon island giant tortoise), 2273 nucleotides. NCBI's taxonomy places the organism in Eukaryota, Metazoa, Chordata, Testudines, Testudinidae. The record is from RefSeq and is a predicted model, not a curated record.